Messenger RNA from Elgaria multicarinata webbii, 4468 nucleotides. It is a transcript of the gene NUP155, whose product is annotated as nucleoporin 155. Gene Ontology annotation, molecular function: structural constituent of nuclear pore. The coding region runs from base 1 to 4170 and encodes 1389 amino acids. NCBI's taxonomy places the organism in Eukaryota, Metazoa, Chordata, Lepidosauria, Squamata, Anguidae. The transcript has 35 exons. The record is from RefSeq and is a predicted model, not a curated record. Gene Ontology annotation, cellular component: nuclear pore inner ring; nuclear pore. Gene Ontology annotation, biological process: protein localization to nuclear inner membrane; transcription-dependent tethering of RNA polymerase II gene DNA at nuclear periphery; protein import into nucleus.
AUGCCGGUUGCCCUCAGCCCGGCGGCCGUCCCAGGCCUGCAGGAGGCGCUGGAGAACGCGGGGCGCAUCAUCGACCGGCAGAUCCAAGAUGACCGCUGCUACCCGGACCUCUCCGAGUUGCUGUCGGUGCCGGCGCCCGGUAGCCCCUCAGUUUCUGGAAUGUCAGAUAUGGAUUAUCCGUUACAGGGACCUGGUCUUCUUUUGAUUCCCAGUCUUCCAGAAAUAAGCUCAAUUCGAAGAGUUCCUUUACCCCCUGAACUGGUUGAGCAAUUUGGACAUAUGCAAUGCAAUUGUAUGAUGGGAGUUUUUCCUGAGAUUAGUAGAGCGUGGCUGACCAUUGACAGUGACAUUUUUAUGUGGAACUAUGAAGAUGGAGGGGACCUGGCUUAUUUUGAUGGUCUCAGCGAAACGAUUCUCGCUGUGGGCCUCGUGAAACCAAAAGCAGGUAUCUUUCAGCCACAUAUACGGCACCUGCUGGUUUUGGCUACUCCUGUGGAUAUAGUAAUUCUAGGACUCAGUUAUGCUACCUUGCAAGCAGGUUCUGGUUCCCUCAAUGAUAGUAUGUCCGGUGGAAUGCAGCUUCUUCCAGAUCCCCUGUACUCACUACCUACUGAUAACACCUAUCUACUGGCUAUAACCUCUACUGAAAAUGGGCGUAUAUUUUUGGCUGGCAAAGAUGGUUGUUUGUACGAAGUCGCUUACCAGGCUGAGGCAGGCUGGUUCAGCCAGCGUUGUAGGAAGAUCAAUCAUUCAAAAAGCACCCUUUCUUUCCUUGUUCCAUCGUUGCUUCAGUUCACGUUCUCAGAAGAUGAUCCCAUUGUUCAAAUUGCCAUUGACAACUCCCGAAAUAUCUUAUACACACGUUCUGAGAAAGGUGUGAUACAGGUUUAUGAUUUAGGUCCAGAUGGUCAAGGGAUGAUGAGGAUUGCUUCUGUUUCCCAGAAUGCUAUUGUGUCUGCAGCUGGAAAAAUUGCCAGGACAAUAGACCGUUCUGUGUUUAAGCCUAUUGUUCAGAUAGCAGUGAUUGAAAAUUCUGAAUCUAUAGAUUGCCAGUUAUUGGCAAUUACUCAUGCAGGUGUACGAAUGUAUUUUAGUGUAUCCCCAUUUAGGCAUCCUUUUGCUCGUCCUUCAACGUUAACGUUGAUUCACAUCCGCCUGCCCCCAGGAUUUUCUGCUGCUUCUAAUGUGGAAAAGCCAUCUAAAGUGCAUCGAGCUCUUUAUAGCAAAGGUGUUCUGCUAAUGGCUGCUUCAGAAAAUGAGGAUAAUGAUAUCCUGUGGUGUAUUAAUCAUGAUUCGUUCCCUUUCCAGAAGCCAAUGAUGGAAACACAGACAAAGACACCUGUUGAUGGACAUUCUUGGGCUCUUUCGGCAAUAGAUGAACAGAAAGUUCAGAGGAUUAUAACACCUUUAAAUAAAGAUCUAAUUCCGAUAACUGACUAUCCUGUAGUUGUGCAGCAACAUACGUUACCACCAAAGAAAUUUGUACUCCUUUCGGCACAGGGGAGUUUUAUGUUUCAUAAACUUAGGCCAGUAGAUCAGCUGCGGCAUCUUUUUGUGUGCAAUGCAGGAGGCGAUGGAGAAGAUAUUGAAAGAUUUUUCAAAUUGCAUCCGGAAGAGCAGGCUUGUGCGACUUGCCUAAUCCUUGCCUGCUCUGCUGCUGCUUGUGACCGAGAAGUAUCAGGAUGGGCUACUCGAGCAUUUUUCAGAUAUGGUGGUGAAGCACAGAUGCGGUUUCCGUCUCUCAUGCCUCCUCCAAGUAAUGUAGGAUCUGUAUUGGGCUCUCCUGUUUUACCUGGUUCCCCUAUGCAUGCUGGAAGCCCUUACCCUAAUCCAAGCUUUUUGGCAACACCAGCACAAGGUUUACAGCCUCCUGCUAUGUCAACUCCAGUAUUUGCUUCAGGCAGUUACAUGCCUCAGCAUGGUGCUUCGGUUAGUGGCAUGAUGUGUCCUGAGAUAGUAUUUUCUGGAAAGCACAAUGGCAUCUGCUUAUAUUUCUCUCGAAUUAUAGGAAACAUUUGGGAUGGAAGUAUAGUGGUGGAGAGAGUUUUCAAGAGUGGCAAUCGAGAAGUUGUAGCUGUCGAAAGCAGUGUUCCUCCACAAGUUUUAGAAUCUGUACUACAAGAAUUAAAAGGCCUACAGGAUUUUUUGGAUAGGAAUUCGCAGUUUGGAGUAGGAUCUCUUAGAAAUCACAGUUUCACCACUCCAGCUAGUUUGCAGCAACGGUUACUUGGAGUCAUGAAGUCCGAUGGUGGAAGUUCUCAGCAAAUGCAACAAGAGCUCCAGAGGAAGUUUCAUGCAGAGGCACAAUUAACUGAGAAAGCCUCCCUACAAGGCAUCCAGCAGCUUGUUCGUAAAACCUGCCAGGCUUUGGCAUUGUGGAAGCUUCUUUGCGAGCAUCAAUUCAAUGUUGUUGUUGGUGAGCUUCAGAAGGAAUUUCAAGAUCAUCUAAAGGUUACUACUUUCAGAGACUUGGUGAUUAGAGACAAAGAGCUAACUGGGGCCCUCAUUGCUUCCCUCAUCAACUGUUACAUCAGAGAUCAUGCCGCGGUUGAUGGCAUCAGUUCCCAUUUACAAGACAUCUGUCCGCUGCUCUACAGCACAGAUGAUGCUAUCUGUUCCAAGGCAAAUGAAUUACUUCAGAGGUCCCGACAAGUUCAGAACAAAUCUGAAAAGGAGAAGAUGCUAAGAGAGUCACUGAAAGAAUAUCAAAAGAUUAGCACACAGGUGGACCUUGCAAACGUUUGUAUACAAUAUAGGCAAGUGCGUUUCUAUGAGGGUGUGGUAGAACUUUCUCUCACUGCUGCAGAGAAAAAGGAUCCCCAGGGUCUUGGACUCCAUUAUUACAAAAAUGCAGAACCGGAAGAAGAUGUUACUGGGUGUCAAGCUUUCCAAGAGAGAUUAAACAGCUAUAAGUGCAUCACGGACACUCUUCAGGAGCUAGUCAAUCAAAGUAAAGCUGCUCCUCAGUCUCCCAGCGUGCCCAAAAAACCCGGUCCUCCUGUGUUGUCCUCUGAUCCCAAUAUGCUGAGCAAUGAAGAAGCAGGACUUCAUUUUGAACACAUGCUUAAAUUGGCUCAGCGUUCCACAGAUGAACUUUUUAGCAUUGCUCUUUACAACUGGUUGGUCCAAGCUGAUCUCUCAGAUAAACUGCUUCAGAUAAACUCUCCCUUUUUGGAACCAUAUCUGGCACGUAUGGCCAAAGUCGAUCAAAACAAAGUUCGUUACAUGGAUCUGCUGUGGAGGUUUUUUGAGAAAAAUAGAAGUUUUAGUAAUGCAGCCAGAGUGCUAGCAAAAUUAGCAGACAUGCACAGCACUGAGAUUUCACUUCAGCAACGUCUUGAAUAUAUUGCACGUGCCAUUUUGAGUGCCAAGAGUUCCACAGCCAUAUCACCAAUAGCUGCAGAUGGUGAAUUUUUACAUGAACUGGAAGAGAAAAUGGAAGUUGCGAGGAUACAGUUUCAAAUACAGGAAGCAUUACACCAUCAGUGUUCCCAUCAUGCUACGGUGCAAGAUGCAAUUUCCCAGCUGGAUUCUGAGUUGAUGGAAAUUAGCAAGCUUUAUGGGGAAUUUGCCGACCCAUUCAAACUCUCUGAGUGCAAGCUGGCGAUUAUACAUUGUGCUGGUCAUUCAGACCCCAUCUUAGUGCAGACCCUGUGGCAAGAAAUAAUUGAAAAAGCACUGAGUGAUACUGUGACUCUGAGUGCUCCUGAUAGGAUGCAGGCUCUUAGCCUGAAGUUGGUAAUGCUUGGAAAAAUCUAUGCUGGGACACCUCGCUAUUUUCCUUUAGAUUUCUUAGUGCAGCAUCUAGAACAGCAAGUUUGCUCCCUGAACUGGGAUGUGGGAUUUGUAACUUAUACAAUGCAAGAAAUUGGUGUGCCAUUACCGAGGCUUCUUGAAGUAUAUGAUCAGCUAUUCAAAGCACGGGACCCAUACUGGAGCAAAAUGAAGAAGCCUUUGCACCUUUUGGAAUGUAUUCAUGUAUUAUUAUCAGGAUAUGUGCAAGACCCGAACAAAGUGCUUGCCUUUGAGAGACGGCGAUUCACAAAUAUUUGCUUGGAUGCUGUCAGCUGUUACCUUGUUGAACUGCAGUCCAUAAGUCCAACGCUAGCUGUUCAGACGAUCACAGGGAACUUUAAAUCUCUACAGGCUAAACUAGAGCGACUUCAUUGAAUACAGUGAUACUUAACUAUUUGCCCAAGUGAAUGAACUGUCAGUGCACUGGAAUCAGAAAAGGCAAAUGCUUAUAAAGAAACUUGAUAACAAUCCAGCUGCUGUUGGAAUUGAUGAUUGACUUAUAGUUCUGCGUUGUAUCUUCUUAACUACACAUAUCAGAAUGUACAAAUGGCAGGCUUUUUUGUUUUGUUUUUUACUACCAUUUUUUUUCUAACAGCAAGCCAAUUUUAUAUGCUUCGGAUUAAGGUGUCUUGUAUAAUCUUGCCCUGGCAAUUAAAAUUAUUUGUAAAAUGGU